AUGGAAUCCAUUUGGAAAACCAUUGCUGCGGAGUUGGCGGAACUGGGUCCAGCAAAAUCAGUUGAACAAUGGAAAACGCAGUACCUACCACAUCACUCAUCACCACCACCUACACAAUCAACAUCACGAACUCGGUCUUCCCGUAAAAGAUCAGCCAAAGAUCUGGGACAAAUCUAUGAGGCCUGCUCGGGUUCUAGUACUGCUGCUCUCACAGCUAUAGCAAAACAUCUGGAGAGCCGUAAUGCUAUAGAAGAAAAGCGGAACCUAAUAGAGUCAGAGCGUAACAUUAUAUUAAAAGAGAGAAAUAGACUUCUUGAGUCGUAA
Molecule: messenger RNA, 324 nt
Organism: Danaus chrysippus (African queen)
Lineage: Eukaryota; Metazoa; Arthropoda; Insecta; Lepidoptera; Nymphalidae
Source: the annotation of a GenBank genome assembly